Episyrphus balteatus (marmalade hoverfly) is the source of this 2547-nucleotide messenger RNA. RefSeq names its product G-protein-signaling modulator 2 (gene pins). The coding region runs from base 259 to 2181 and encodes 640 amino acids. Gene Ontology annotation, molecular function: protein binding; GTPase regulator activity. The transcript has 2 exons. The record is from RefSeq and is a predicted model, not a curated record. NCBI's taxonomy places the organism in Eukaryota, Metazoa, Arthropoda, Insecta, Diptera, Syrphidae.
UUAUAAUAAAUAUUGACAGCCAAAGCAUCUUCCAUUAUAACGGCCAUGACGUUUUUACUUUCAUUUGCUUAAUUUAUAUACUUUUUUUUUAAUAAAAUUUGUUUGGAAAAAAAAACGCCUUUAAUUAUCACAAAAAAAAAAUCAAUUAAAACGAACAAAAAUUAUUCUUAGAAAAAUAAUUCCCCACAAACAAAAGAAUAAUAAUAAAUUCGUCAUCACACACAAAAAACAGCAAACUCUGCUGCUGCUGCUGCUGCAAUGGCCUCAUUAUCGGCUAGCGCUGAAAAUAUUUCCUGCGACCCCCAACAAACAACAAACGAUGCCUCGUCAAUGUGUCUCGAACUCGCUCUCGAAGGCGAACGUUUGUGCAAAGCUGGCGAUUGCCGAGCUGGGGUCGCAUUCUUCUUGGCAGCCGUCCAAGCUGGUACCGACGACUUGCGCACGUUAAGUGCCAUCUACAGUCAAUUGGGUAAUGCUUAUUUCUACUUGGGUGACUAUUCCAAAGCCAUGCAAUAUCACAAACUCGAUUUGACCCUUGCCCGUUCUAUGAACGACAAACUGGGCGAGGCCAAAUCAUCGGGAAAUCUGGGAAAUACUCUCAAAGUCAUGGGUCGCUUUGAUGAAGCAGUUAUCUGCUGCGAUCGUCAUCUCACAUUGGCACGCCAAUUGGGUGAUAGGUUGUCGGAGGGAAGAGCUCUCUAUAAUCUGGGAAAUGUCUACCAUGCCAAAGGCAAACACAUGGGCCAACGAAAUCCCGGGGACUUCUCUGACGAAGUCAAAGAAGCUCUCACAAAAGCGGUAGAAUUCUACCAAGAAAACUUGAAAUUGAUGUACGAAUUGGGUGAUCGUGGGGCACAGGGAAGAGCUUGUGGCAAUCUGGGUAAUACAUACUAUCUCCUGGGUGACUUCCAAGCUGCAAUCGAACAUCACCAAGAAAGACUGCGAAUCGCUAGAGAAUUCGGCGAUAAAGCAGCUGAACGAAGGGCAAACAGCAAUCUGGGUAACUCGCACAUAUUCUUGGGGCAAUUCGAAGAGGCUGCGGAGCAUUACAAGCGAACUUUGUCGCUAGCCAUUGAAUUGGGGGAACGGGAAGUAGAGGCACAAUCGUGCUAUAGCCUUGGCAACACUUAUACACUCCUCAGGGAGUUCCCCACAGCCAUUGAGUACCAUCACAGGCAUUUGGCAAUUGCCCAGGAGCUGGGAGACAGAGUGGGCGAGGCUAGAGCUUGUUGGAGUCUGGGCAAUGCCCAAUCAGCUAUUGGCAAUCAUGAAAAAGCUCUGCAUUUUGCAGAAUCUCACUUUAGUUUGGCCAAAGAACUCAACGACCCUGUGGGAGAGUCGACAGCGAAAGUAAAUAUUGCUGAUUUGCGGAAAUUGCUUGGUCUUCCGCGAUUGAGUGAUGACGAUGAUCAUGUACUCGUUUCGGAUGCUGAAAACUCGACAGAUUCUGAGAAUACCCAAGUUAAUGGCAACUCUCGGAUGAUUCGAGUGCGACGACAGAGCAUGGAACAGUUGGAUCUAAUUAAGAUAACUCCCGAUGGGAAGAGAGUUGGACAAACUGGCGCUGCUGUUGGUCAGCAAGUCGCCGCCGAUGGACAAAAGAAGAAACCAAACGAAGAUGAUUUCUUUGAGAUGCUCUCCCGUUCGCAGUCCAAACGAAUGGACGACCAAAGAUGCUCGAUUAAAAUUACCAAAAAGGAACAAAUGCAAAUGCAAUCACGCAAACCAUUGACCCAGCAGAAUUCAUUAACUUCAACCUCCUCCAAUUUGCCAAAGGAACAACACGAAGCUGCUUUGAAAGCCUCAGGAAGCACUGCAGAUAUUGUAGGCUCUCAGACAGCAGCUUCCUCACAGCCAGAUGAUGCUUUUCUGGAUAUGCUUAUGCGUUGUCAAGGUUCUCGCAUUGAAGAGCAACGAUCUGAAUUGCCAAUUGCAACAAUCACAAUGGACACUGAGACGAACGACCAACAACAACAUCGUCAAAGGCGUCCUGGAGGAGCUUCGGGGGCAACUGUUCCCGAUGAGGAUUUCUUCUCGUUGAUAAUGAAAGUGCAAAGUGGACGGAUGGAAGACCAAAGAGCCGCUAUUUCAUUUACACCUAGCAACCGCCUUCAAAGCAAUGGUGGCAGUCAGACUUCCAAUAAUAAUUCACAACAGGGACCUUCCAAGCCAGCAAAGUAAAAUGUAUUAGAAAAAAAAACAACAUUUUUAUUCUUUUAAUAAUUAUUAUUCUAAUAGAUUAUUAUUAUACAAAUAUCAUAGAUUUAGUUAAAGAGAACAAAAAAUAAAAGAGAAUACAUAUUUUAAGCAAGUUGAGAUGCUCCUGAAAAAAAAAUAACCUGAAACUGUCCAUAAAAAAUGCAAUUUAGUAUCAAAAAAAUACAAAAAAAAAAAAAAACAAAUAAAAAUGAAACAAGCAACUUGACUUGCAAUUAUUAAAAAAAAUCUUAUUUUCAAAUAAAAUAAAUAAUUAAUAUACCUUUUGCUAACAACUGAGAUUUGUUAGCUUUUUAUUAGAAAAAAAAAAGAGGAUUGUGCAUUUAGCAU